Messenger RNA from Gavialis gangeticus (Gharial), 4652 nucleotides. RefSeq names its product oxysterol binding protein like 3 (gene OSBPL3). Gene Ontology annotation, molecular function: cholesterol binding. The transcript is spliced from 23 exons. Gene Ontology annotation, cellular component: plasma membrane; perinuclear endoplasmic reticulum; intracellular membrane-bounded organelle. The record is from RefSeq and is a predicted model, not a curated record. Lineage: Eukaryota; Metazoa; Chordata; Crocodylia; Gavialidae. The coding region runs from base 275 to 2938 and encodes 887 amino acids.
UAGCUUGUACUUUUUUAUUUUAUUAAAGGAUGAGGAGGAAGGAAACCAAAAAUUGUUGCAGAUAGAUGGACUACUUGUUUCACCUGGCAUCUUCAAUAACCUGUCAUUGGCCAAUGCUACAGAGAGGAAUAUCCCUGGGACACUGAGGAUGCCAUUGGAAUGCAUUUGGGUAUAAACAAUGACUUGCCUUUCGCAUGUCUUCCACUACAUUUGCUUAAUGCCCUUCUUAUGGUUUUCUAAUUGAACUGGUUCAAACCAAACUGUCUCUGGGAUCAUGAGUGAAGAAAAGAACCUUGGUGUGUCCCAGAAAAUGUUGUCACCUUCAAGAAGUACCAGCAGCUGCUCCUCCAAGCAUGGAAGUAGGCAGGACAGCUGGGAAAUUAUAGAAGGAUUGCGGGGAGUUGUUAAUUGCACUGUGGAGCCACAGAAGCAGGAAGGCUACUUGUUGAAAAAGAGAAAAUGGCCCCUAAAAGGCUGGCACAAGAGAUACUUCUUCUUGGCUGGAGGAAUUUUGAAAUAUUCCAAGUGUCAAGCUGAUAUAGAGAGGGGGAAGCUUCAUGGCUGCAUUGAUGUUGGACUUUCAGUGAUGUCCGUAAAGAAAUCCACAAAAUGCAUAGAUUUGGAUACCGAAGAGCAUAUAUACCAUCUGAAGGUGAAAUCUCAGGAAGUAUUUGAUGAAUGGGUAGCAAAACUUCGUCACCACAGAAUGUAUCGUCAAAAUGAAAUCUCCAUGUUUCCACUUGAUGUCAAUAAUCAUUUUUUCCCAGCAUCUACCACAGACUCUGUCCCUAGUGCAUUUGACUCUACUUCAAGUAGAAAGGCAGGGAGCAUAACAAAACAGAAUUCAAUGCAAACUGGAAGCAGUUUAUCAUUUUCCUGUACAAGUAGUGAGUCCAGGAUACCUUCUUGGCUACAGUCUUCUGAGGAUAUGGAAAAAUGCUCAAGAGACCUCUCCCAUUGUCACACAUAUUUACUGGAAAUGAGCCAGCUGUUGCAGAGCAUGGAAGUUCUCCACAGAACCUAUUCAGCACCUGCUAUAAAUGUUAUACAGGGUGGAUCUUUUGAAAGUCCAAAAAAGGAAAAAAGGACACACAGAAGAUGGCGGUCCAGAGCUAUUAGUAAAGAUACUAAGGGAACGUUACAGGUGCCUUCAGUAUUUUCUGCCCCACUGAGACUGCAUGCUUCCAAUCCAAAUUUGUCUACAAUAGAUUUUGUGGAAGAGAAAAAUUACUCUGAUGGCUUGGAAACAUCAGCGGAAUUUUCUAAAAUGCAAGAAGACUUGUGUCACGUUGCGCAUAAAGUGUACUUCACCUUAAGGUCAGCUUUUAGUACAAUAUCAACUGAAAGAGAAAAGCUAAAGCAGAUGUUGGAACAAGAUGCAUCCUCGUCUCCAUCUGCACAAAUAGCUGGACUGAAGAAUGCCUUAUCAUCUGCCAUAGCACAAAACACAGAUCUUAAAGACCGGUUACGCAGAAUACAUGCCGAAUCUAUGCUCCUUGAUUCAGCAGCUAAUGCAAAAUCAAGUCCUGAUUUGGUUAAGGAAAAUUCAGGAGAAGAAAGCAGAGGUCUAGUUCACCAGGUCUCCAAUGAAAGUAGACUGUCUAUCACUGACUCUCUCACAGAGUUCUUUGAUGCACAGGAAGUCCUGCUGUCGGCUAGCUCUUCAGAAAAUGAGGUAUCGGAUGAUGACUCGUACGUCAGCGAUAUAAGUGAUAACAUCUCUGAGGAUAACCUAAGUAAUGACAUUGAGAAUGAAAGGCAAACUUUGAUCGCUGUGGGGGAAAUCAGAAUGGAAUGCCAUUCCGAACGGAGGACACGUUUGCCAGCACCAUGUCCUAAUACAAGUAACAUUAGUCUAUGGAAUAUCCUGAGAAACAACAUUGGAAAGGACCUCUCCAAAGUGGCCAUGCCUGUUGAAUUAAAUGAGCCACUUAACACUCUUCAACGUCUCUGUGAAGAACUGGAAUACAGUGAACUAUUAGAUAAAGCAGCACAUACUCCAGAUGCAUUUGAAAGGAUGGUGUAUGUGGCUGCUUUUGCAGUAUCUGCAUAUGCAUCCAGUUACUACAGAGCUGGAAGUAAGCCAUUUAAUCCUGUACUUGGAGAAACCUAUGAAUGUAUCCGUGAAGAUAAGGGCUUCCAGUAUUUUUCAGAGCAGGUGAGUCAUCACCCACCUAUUUCUGCAUGUCAUGCUGAAUCUGCAAAUUUUGUCUUUUGGCAAGAUAUGAGGUGGAAAAACAAAUUUUGGGGAAAGUCCAUGGAAAUUGUUCCAAUUGGUACAACACAUGUAACUUUACCAGCUUUUAGAGAUCAUUUUGUGUGGAACAAGGUGACAUCCUGCAUCCAUAACAUCUUGAGUGGGCAAAGAUGGAUUGAACACUAUGGAGAGAUCAUCAUCAAAAAUCUGAAUGAUGACAUUUGUCAUUGCAAACUGACUUUCAUGAAGGCAAAAUAUUGGAGUCCUAACGUGCAUGAGAUUGAAGGCAGUGUUAUAAAUAAAAGUGGGAAAAUAGUGCAUCGCUUCUUUGGAAAAUGGCAUGAGAGUUUAUACUAUGGGACCUCAUCUUCACCACGUUGCAUAUGGAGAGCAAAUCCAAUGCCUAAAGAUUAUGAGCAGUGGUAUGGAUUUACACAGUUUGCAUUAGAAUUAAACGAAUUGGACCCACAAACAAGAUCACUACUGCCAGCCACUGACACACGCUUUAGGCCAGACCAAAGGCUUUUAGAGGAAGGGAAUACUGAAGGAGCUGAAAUGCAAAAGCAGAGGAUUGAGCAACUACAGAGGGAACGGCGAAAAGUUCUAGAAGAAAACAAUUUGGAGCAUCAUCCCAGAUUUUUCAGGAAAUCCAUAGAUGACUCCUGGGUGAGUAAUGGAACAUACCUGGACCUUAGAAAAGACCCUGGCUUUUCCAGACUGGACAGUCCUGUCCUUUGGUGAAAAAGGACCCAAGAGGAUAUAUGGCUGGAUUGCUCUGAAUAAUUUAUAAAGCAGUACAUGUGUGUGCAUGCGCACACACUCACAAGUACACAUACAUAUACACACAUGUAUACAUAAAGUAUAUCUUCUAGAAUUGUGCUUAAGUUAGAAUCUGACACUUUCAUCAUUUGAUUGCUCUACUAUUUGAUAGUUAUCAUGAUUGAAUGUAUAAAAUCCCAAAUUUCCUUUUUAUAAGCUAUUUAAUGAAAAUUAUCAAAUGGAAAUGGCUGGAGGGAAAAGAGGAGCUUUAACACUACUUUUCCAAUGAGUAAUAAUGCAAGUUCAAAUUUAAUGUAUGCCUUAUUGAAUUGUGCUGAAAAAAAUAUUAGCAUCUCCUAGCUGAACUAAGAGACAUGAACAGGAACCGUGGUUACUCAAACUGUAGGUUACUCUACACCAUGGUUUGCAUGAGUAGACCAGUGGUCUCUCAAGCAAGCGUUCACUUCCUCAAAACAAAGAACAUCAGCUGGUGCUGACUCCGUGGUAACCCAUUUUUGUCUAGAGAAGAUUACAUAAACUUUUUUUUUUUUUCUGGUUGUUACUGGCUCAUUGAAAGAGUUAGUGCUUAGUAAAAUCAGUAUUGUAUUGGUCAUUCUGCUGCCUUACAUACAGAAUUGUACCCUACUACAUACAGUGCUAUAUAUUCAGGAAUCACUGCACCUUCCCACUAGGUAUCUUCAAUUUUAUAGCCUCUAAAAAGGCAAAAUUCCUUUCAUGGUAAUGCUUCAGCACUGACCAGAUGAUAGAAGAUGUUCUCCUCUUUUCCAGUAAAUAAAAAAUACAUAGAGCAUGAAAGCUUAUGCUUCCAUAGCCUGACUUAUUUCUAUUAACUAAAAAAAAUUGCAACAGGAAGACUUUUUAAAAACUUAGCUAAAUAACCAAUUGUUUUAAGGUAAAAGAUGUUUUCUUAAAUAUUAUUUUUGAUAUUUUCUACCUCUUAUUAUAAGCAGCAUAUUUAAAAUCUUGUAUAAAAAGUACCAUCUGCCUUAUAGUGAAAUGUAUGGAAUCUUUGCUCUUCCUUUACCUGUUUGUUGUGUUCAGAUAAAUAUUUAAGUGUCUUGCACUAAAUUGUUUGGAUCUCUUUCCUGUCCUCUCCAUUUAUAUGGAUAGUAUUUUUUCAUAAGUAUAAACUGUAUGCCCAGCAAAUUGUAGUAGGAAAAAGAUGCAAAGAAAAUUGCAUUUUUACAUAGAGAUGGAGGGUGUUGGUGUUGUUCCUCUUCCCUCCCUUCCCCUCCUCCCCCAGCCUAAACUUGCAGGAAUACAAUAACAAUCUCUGGCACAGUUUACAUUCCUGCCCAAACUAGAACACAAGCUCAGCCCAUAAUCUUACCAGUCUAUUGUAUGCAAAUCCUGUGGGAGAUGGAUAGUAGCAGUGAAGUGUUUGCACUCUUAAGGUUCAACUUUAUUGUUUGCAUAUAAGCUACUAAGGGAUGGUUUAAGGUUAAUAGCAUGUAUUAAAGCCCAAGGGACUUUGCCAAUGCUGCCAUGUAUAGCCAACUUAUUGGAAGUAAUAAGUAGAAGAUGUAAGAGCUAAGGAAACUUCAGAGGGAUCAACAGCUCUGAAAAGUUUCCAAUCUACUGUAGGUCCUUGCAGUUUUUAAAGAGAAAUUAUUCCUGCAAAUACUGGAUGAGUGUAUUGUAUGAUGUAUGACAUUAAACAGAUACCAUAAAAAUU